AUGAGAAAUACUAAAGAAGCUAGGUUCCCGAAACCAAUCCGGUUGGAUCCUAGCCAAAGAGAUCCUAAUCUAUGGUGUGAAUUCUAUAGGACUCACGGCCAUAAGACUGGGGAUUGCCGACAUCUUCGAGAAGAAGUGGCAACGUUGCUGAAGAUUGGUCACCUAAGAGAGUUCUUAAGCGACCGUGCCACGAACAACUAUGUGAGAAGCCUGGAUAAUGCAAAGCCAUCAAAACUGACAGCGGGGUCACCCGGGAUGAAAAUCAACAUGAUAUUCAGAGGAAAUGAAGUCAAUAGGGUGACAUUUUUGGCAGAAAAGAAGACGAAGAUAUCAGUGACUCAUGGUUUCAAAAUUAAGCGUGUUUUGGUUGAUCCAGGAAGUUUAGCCAACAUCAUACAAUGGAUAGUCCUGGAGCAAGCGAAGUUAAUCAAAAAUAUAAUUCCGGCGGCAAAGCUCCUAGCUAGCUUCAAUCUAACAAGUGUGACAACCCGAGGAGAAAUUUUAUUGCCACCCAUGUCGAAGGUGUAA
Molecule: messenger RNA, 528 nt
Organism: Nicotiana tabacum (common tobacco)
Lineage: Eukaryota; Viridiplantae; Streptophyta; Magnoliopsida; Solanales; Solanaceae
Source: RefSeq, a predicted model, not a curated record